Myxocyprinus asiaticus (Chinese sucker) is the source of this 5492-nucleotide messenger RNA. Its product is annotated as volume-regulated anion channel subunit LRRC8D-like. Lineage: Eukaryota; Metazoa; Chordata; Actinopteri; Cypriniformes; Catostomidae. The coding region runs from base 261 to 2792 and encodes 843 amino acids. Gene Ontology annotation, molecular function: protein binding. The record is from RefSeq and is a predicted model, not a curated record. The transcript is spliced from 2 exons.
CUCGUAGGUUAUGCGUUACAUGGGCGUAAAACCGUGUAGUUUAUAUGUCGUGACCCUAACGCUUUACGUGUCGGAACAAAAUGGCUUGAACGCCGCUAAAAAUGACGUCUACCACGCGAGUGGACCGCAGAGAUGUCUCCAACAGUGUUCUCAGUACUGCAAGGGCAACUGGAUGAUAUUUAUUCAGUUUCUCACGAAUUAGUGUAGCGCAUGGCGGAAUUUCUCAAAUGGCAGUACAGAUGAUGUUGAUAUGAGAAAGAAUGUUUACCCUCACAGAAGUUGCCUCUCUAAAUGACAUCCAGCCAACUUAUCGGAUACUGAAACCAUGGUGGGACGUCUUUAUGGAUUACCUGGGUGUGGUCAUGCUGAUGCUCGCCAUAUUUGCCGGAACCAUGCAGUUAACCAAAGAUCAGGUGGUUUGCCUUCCAGUUCUGGAAUCGUGGGAAGACCCGAACUCCAUGCCCACGGUAAGGCAACCAGAGAAAGAUUUUGGCUCAGGGAUGGGAGGAGGCCAUGUAACAUUGGCAGCUGCCCCUUUGGCAAGUAAAGAACAAACCGACAGGGUUGUCCACCAAAUACACUUCCCACACCAGUCUGCUGCAAGGCAUCCUGAGCCUACGGGUCUACGAACAAACCUGGAUUUUCAGCAGUAUGUCUUUGUUAAUCAGAUGUGCUACCAUGUUGCCCUCCCAUGGUAUUCAAAGUACUUUCCAUAUCUCGCUCUUAUUCACACCAUUGUACUCAUGGUAAGCAGUAACUUUUGGUUCAAGUAUCCAAAGACCAGUUCCAAAAUUGAACAUUUUGUGUCUAUUUUGGGUAAGUGUUUUGAGUCCCCUUGGACGACCAAAGCAUUGUCUGAGACAGCCUGUGAAGACUCAGAAGAGAAUAAGCAGCGAUUGACAGGAGCAUCUACAUUACCAAAGCAUCUUUCCACCAGCAGUGAAGAGGGAAGUCCAAAUCAGUCCACACCCAUGCUUGCAAAAUCUAGCAUUAAGUUUUCUGCAGAGAAGCCAGUCAUUGAAGUUCCAAGCAUGACUAUACUUGAUAAAAAGGAUGGCGAGCAAGCUAAAGCCCUUUUUGAGAAAGUGAGGAAGUUCCGUGCACAUGUUGAGGACAGUGACUUGAUCUACAAACUUUAUGUUGCUCAAACUAUAAUAAAAACAGUAAAAUUUAUUCUGAUUCUGUGUUACACCAUGACAUUUGUCACCUCCAUUAAUUUUGACCAUGACUGUGAGCCAGAUAUUAAACAUUUAACUGGAUACACCAAAUUUAAAUGUACGCAUAACAUGGCUUUCAUGUUGAAAAAGCUUCUUGUAAGCUACAUUGUCCUCAUUUUUGUUUAUGGCUUGGUUUGCAUUUAUACUCUUUUUUGGCUGUUUAGGCGGCCUCUUAAGGAGUAUUCAUUUGAGAAAGUUAGAGAGGAAAGCAGUUUUAGUGAUAUUCCAGAUGUGAAGAAUGACUUUGCUUUUCUACUUCACAUGGUGGACCAGUAUGACCAGUUGUACUCUAAACGUUUUGGUGUCUUUCUCUCAGAGGUAAGUGAGAAUAAACUGCGGGAAAUCAGCUUAAACCACGAGUGGACAUUCGAGAAACUACGGCAACAUGUGACUCGCAAUGCACAGGAUAAGCUUGAGCUGCAUCUUUUCAUGCUCUCAGGUGUGCCUGAUGCAGUCUUUGACCUCACUGAUUUAGAGGUCCUGAAACUAGAGCUCAUUCCAGAGGCUCGUAUUACAGCAAAAAUUUCCCAGAUGGUCAACCUCCACGAGUUGCACUUUUACCACUGCCCCGCCAAAGUCGAACAGACUGCAUUCAGUUUCCUCCGCGAUCACCUCCGGUGCCUUCACGUCAAGUUUACAGACGUAGCAGAGAUUCCCACUUGGGUUUAUAUGCUGAAGAACUUGAGAGAGCUCUACUUGGUUGGAAACCUGAACUCAGAGAAUAACAAAAUGAUUGGAUUGGAGUCCCUCAGGGAUCUGAGGCAUCUAAAGAUUCUACAUCUCAAGAGCAACCUUACCAAGAUCCCGACUAACAUUACAGACUUAUCACCCCAUCUGAUCAAACUUGUGGUGCACAAUGAUGGUACUAAACUCGUGGUAUUAAAUAGCUUGAAAAAGAUGAUGAACCUUGCUGAGCUUGAGCUCCAUAAUUGUGAACUGGAGAGGAUACCACAUGCAAUUUUUAGUUUGACCAAUCUACAGGAGUUGGACUUGAAAUCGAACCAUAUUCGUACCAUCGAAGAGGUCAUCAGCUUCCAGCACCUCAAAAGGCUUAACUGCCUAAAACUGUGGCACAAUAAAAUUAUCUCCAUUCCAUUGUCCAUAAGUCAUGUCAAAAACCUAGAGUUCCUCUAUCUGUCCCAUAACAAACUAGAGACCUUGCCUACUACUCUGUUUAAUCUUCUUAAAUUGAGAUACCUGGAUGUCAGUCAUAACUCCAUUGUAGUGAUUCCCCCAGAGGUGGGUUUUCUUCAGAAUCUACAGCACUUUGCCAUCACAGGAAAUAAAGUUGAAGUGGUUCCCAAGCAGCUUUUCAAAUGCACAAAGUUGCGCAACUUGUCCCUUGGGCACAACUGCAUUGCUUUGCUGCCAGAGAAAAUUGGCCAGUUGUUGCAGCUGACUCAUCUUGAACUGAAGGGGAACUGCCUGGAUCGCCUGCCGGCACAGCUUGGGCAGUGUCGACUUUUGCGCCGAAACGGUCUCAUUGUGGAGGACCACCUGUAUGAUUCACUGCCCCUAGAGGUCAAAGACAGCAUCAGUCAGGAAACCAAUGCUACCUUUGCUAACGGAGUGUGAUUGUGGAUAGACAAAAAUUUAUAAACUUACCCUACAUUGAACAUUCAGUAAUGUUUUCCCAAGUAGAACUGGGAAAAGUCAGUGUUUCCAUACUGCUGCUUUUAAAGGCUUUGUCUAUAUAAAGGAAUACUAUCCUGAACUGCAGGCAUGAAUGAAUGUAAAAAAAGAUAGAAGUAUGAAAAACAUUUGUUAUUUCUCUCUUAACAGGCCAAAACAACCCCACUUGUGGACUAUAACUAUGCUUAGUUCAUUGAAGAAAAAGAACAUGAAGGAUAUUUCAGAAUUGUUCAAAUUUCUGAGAGCAUUACGCCCGUCUGCAUAUUUCCUUUGUUUGUUUUGUUUUUAGUAGUUUUCCAUGUUACAGUGUAGAUAUAAAGCAGGUAGUCCCUAAUACAACACUGACUUUUUACAGUUACUUUGUUUCCAAUAGCAUUUCGAUAAAUGUUUUCAAUAUGUUAUUCGCAAAGUCUGCAUCACAACAUGCAUUUUGGUGCAGUUAACAAUUGUGUUUAUUGUUUGGGAGAACCCAGAACAACUGAUAAUUAUUAACGUUCAAGGUUUCGCCACAGUUUCCAGUUUCCUGGUUGAAUUAAAAGUAGAGGAGCUACAACAAGGUUUAGGUUUAGGUGUUGCUUUAGGGUAAGGAUGUCUGUUUUGUUUACCUAUAAUUUUCUGUUAAGAAGCUUUUGUUUAGGUUAAGGUUAAAGUUUUAGUUUAGUGAGGUACGUUUUACGAAUUAAAACCUCCAUCUAACAUUCACCUUAAAAACCUUGUCUGAUUAUGACACCAUUUCACUUGAUUUUGGCGCCCCUCGCUGGACAAUUCACUGGGAAACUGCAGCAAAAUGUUUAAUGAAACACUUAAAUUCAUUUUGCAAAAAUGUUGUUGCGGUCAUGUAAUUGUCAUGAGAUCAGGCUAGGUAUGUUCCAUCCUACUGUAAUGAGAUUUUCUCAGCCUGUUCAGUUUCUAUUGACCCAACUAUCUUUAACUUAAUAACAAUGCUUUAAAUGAAACAUGUACUUGUGCUUUUUCUGCAACAUCUAAAUUGGAUUUGAUGAUGCACAUACUAAAGGUAAUGAUGUGCGUUGCACUACAAGUUUUGGGAAUAAAAUAGCCUUUUCCUGUCAACUGCAUCUUUUCAUGUGGGUUACAGAAGUAAUGCACAAGUUAUGUUGACCUCAUUUGACUUGUGCAUGUUUUGUAUAUAAUACUAUAUUAUGAUGGGGCAGGCCUGUAAUAUGUACAGUAUACACUCCAUGUACGUUGCUGCUCACAACACUCCAACAGACAGUAUAGUAAACUUGACCUGAUAUAUAUAUAUAUAUAUAUUCUAAUGUCAUAUCUUAGUAUGUAAAUGUGUAUGACUACCAUCUGCUUAACUGUUAACCAUUACUGGCUAGUAAAAUUAAUUGUGAUAGCAUUGUAUGAAUCAUUAUUUUAAGUUACCUUGCAAUUGACAUGCAGUGUGCUGUGCAUUGUGCAUGCUCAUGCAGUCAGUUUUGAGGCAGCUGCACAAAAAGGUGACUUACCAGAUGUUAGGGUUUGAUAUUUACUCCAAAGUUGGGACUAAGUGGUAAAUAACCUACCUUAGACCUUCCUAUUUUUUGUUUGUUUGUUUCACUUUUCAUAAUUUUUUUCCUUUAUGGACAGGACAUUUGAGACAAUAGGUUAUUGGUUAAAAUCAUGCUACUGUUUGGUUAUUUUGUUAAAAUCAUCCUACUGAUUUUAAACUUUUAAAAUGUCAAAUUUCAAAUCAGUAGUCAUCCUACAAACAGUUGAGCUUUGAAUACAUGUUAUCCUAACUUUACUGCACUUUUGAUUGCAGGGUUAUUGUUCAUUUAAUGAUUUGGAUAAUGUCUGUUGCAUUUGUUUAAAAUUGAAAAUAACAUUUCAAGAGAAACCAAGAUGAGGAGACAGACCUCACAUUUUAAUGUUUUUUUUUCAACCAACCUUUUCACAGAAGAGUUGUCUAGCCAAUUUUUUUUGUUUGUUUUUUUUGUUUUUUGGAUUAACUAUGCUGUGUUAUAUUUGUCCCUCUGAAUUGCUGCAGGGUCUGAUCUGUAAUUGGUAUCGUGACCCCUCAAGAAUCUUGUUGAUGUCUUGCCAGAUGAGGCUUGAAAUCCAUUCAUGUUUCAUUUGUGACUGAGAGUAAUCAUAAUGCGUUAUUGCUUAGUUUCACAAAUAAUACAAAGGUUUAUCUAAAAGUGAGUGUUAAUUUGUUUUGAGUGAUUUUAAAUGGGUUUGGUAUGAAGGCUUUGUUUUUACUGUUGCAAUGUUAAAAUGGUUGUUUUUCAAGAAAUUAAAAAAAAUGUUUUGAAUGAAAAUUAGAUUUAAUAUAUGUACAGUUUUAAUAAGUUAUGUUCUGUUUCUACAGCCUGUGGAUAGUUUAACUAUAACCUAAUUUUAACUGAAUCCACCAUAAAAUAUACAUUGUUUUAAAAGUGUGAUUUCAGGUGCACAAAACACUUUCUGGUCAUUCCAACUGAUUAUGUAUCUGCAGAACAGUGGCAUUUUUUUUUAGCAAGGUACUUUAAGGUGUAUAGCUCUUUAGCCUUGAAUGUAGCCUACUGCAUCCCUGAUGUCUUGCCUUCCCUUUUUUGAUGGAAAGGAGAAUGAAAUUAGCUUGCAUUGCUCCUAGUAACAUUUGUUAUGUUUUUGAAGGAUGUUAAAACGUUGAAAAUAAAAUAUCUUGAAAAUACA